Messenger RNA from Siniperca chuatsi (mandarin fish), 1650 nucleotides. RefSeq names its product arginine vasopressin (gene avp). The record is from RefSeq and is a predicted model, not a curated record. The transcript is spliced from 3 exons. The coding region runs from base 636 to 1091 and encodes 151 amino acids. Lineage: Eukaryota; Metazoa; Chordata; Actinopteri; Centrarchiformes; Sinipercidae. Gene Ontology annotation, cellular component: secretory granule; extracellular region. Gene Ontology annotation, molecular function: neurohypophyseal hormone activity.
UUGAAAUGCUAAAUUUGUUAUGCUCAUUAAUAGUUUUAAAUCACAUCAGAAGGAUAAUUUGUGUGACCUUGAGGUUGUCAUGAUUUCCUGCAUGCAACAGAAGUAAAAAAAUAUCUGUCCUGCAGUGAUGGAUUAGUUUGACAGCUGAAUUGUGCAUGAUCAUCAUGAAAUGUUCUUAAUCAGUGCGCUUAUGACAGUAAAUCUAAUUAGUUGUCCACAAUUAGUUGUUCAUGUUAUGCCAUUUUUAGUGCGUGCCCUCCUGCCACCCACCGCGGAGGCUGAAAUUAUUCAGAAAAGUUACUCCAAAUAAGUGUGGCGCAGUCUUGAAUACAGAAAUGGCAUCUUCUGCUGUCAUUGCUGUUUUCUUGCGUAGAUUUGUUAGAUGGCACACAUCCGAUGCAGAGCCAUAUCUGCGGCGACCUCUCGCGCGCACGCCGUACGCACGCCGGUGGCCUUCGGGUGCGCGUACAUGUGGAGAGCAGAAUGGUACAACACUGACGUCAGAUACAAGUGUCAAUCUCUUUGUCAGCUCAUGUCCAUCUGCUUAUAAGUGAGGAAUCGACCGGGAAAGCAGUCAGACAUCCACCCAGGCGGAGGACAUACAGGUGCCCGGCGCUCAUCCAAAACCAGCAGCGAUGCCUCACUCUUUGUUCCCCCUGUGCGUCCUGGGACUCCUUGCCGUCUCCUCAGCCUGUUACAUCCAGAACUGCCCCCGAGGAGGGAAACGCGCGCUGCCGGAGACUGGGAUCAGACAGUGCAUGUCAUGUGGCCCCGGAGACAGGGGCCGCUGCUUUGGCCCCAGUAUCUGCUGCGGGGAGGGCCUCGGCUGCCUGCUGGGCUCCCCAGAAACAGCUCACUGUGUGGAGGAGAACUACUUGCUCACCCCCUGCCAGGCAGGAGGGAGACCCUGUGGAUCUGAGGGAGGACGCUGUGCUGUUUCAGGACUCUGCUGUGAUGCAGAGAGCUGCGCGGUGGACUCUGACUGCCUGGGGGAGACCGAGGCCUCCGAUCCGUCCGACGGCUCUGCAGGGAGCUCGCCUGCAGAGCUGCUGCUGCGCCUGCUGCAUGUGGCCACCAGAGGACAGACUUAGUACUGAUACUGUUGUCUGUGGAGGUUCCUCUGCUUCUCAGGCCCUGGAGGAGCAGAAUAAAGAUCAUCCCUGUUCCACUAUAAGCCUUGAGAUUUGCACCCUGAACCAAUAGAAUGCCAAGUCAAACUUUGUUCUCUCUUAACCCUACUGCUCUGAUAUUUCUGUAUCUGUAAAGACGACUUACGGUCACAGUAAGAGAACUAUCUUCAACUUUAGUAAUUGGCUAUUUUUAUCCACAUCCUGGGGGAGAGGAAUCAUGAUAAUGGGUAUGAAAACAGUAGAUUUAAUGUUUGCUCCCACCUUAGAAAUGUAUAUACUAAUGCACAUACUGUAAACAAAAUUUUAUUCUAUAUGAGGGGAUGUAACAUGCCUCAGAGCUCCAUUUCAAACAAGUGAGUUAUAGCGGAAAACACUGUACAUAUGUCAGAGAUUGGAGAUUAAGGUUGCUACAGACGUCCAUGUAAAACAGCUGAAUGAUAAUGCUAGAGCAGUUUUUCUUGUGUAGUAGAAAUAUUAUUGUAUAUUGAAAAACAAUACAGAAUGUAUCACUGCCAAAACA